Molecule: messenger RNA, 4672 nt
Organism: Colletotrichum destructivum
Lineage: Eukaryota; Fungi; Ascomycota; Sordariomycetes; Glomerellales; Glomerellaceae
Product: Putative NACHT nucleoside triphosphatase, P-loop containing nucleoside triphosphate hydrolase
Exons: 7
Coding region: 41-4672 (1543 amino acids)
Source: RefSeq, a predicted model, not a curated record
CAGCCCAUCUCCGCGACUUCCACCUUGUAAUGUAAAGGACAUGGCGUAUCCGACUUCAGCAUUCAGUCGCGCGGUCCGCGAGUUCGCAGACAAGUCCACGAAAAAAAAGGUGCCGAGCUUCAUCAAAGGCUACCUGGAGGGCACCCCUCUCUCGUCUGUAGAAGAGAUCCAUCAUUCUGUUCUUGAACUGGAAAAGCAAUGCUCUCAGCGUGUUCCUCGCAGGAGGUUGCGACCUCUGAUCACAGUACUGAAGGACUAUGACGGAGUCAUCAGCACUUUGUGUCAAGCCGAUCCAAUGCCAUCAGCACUAAUAUGGGGUGGUUUGAAGGCGGUUAUGGAGUGCAUACACCGCUACGAUAGUCUCUUUGAGAAGAUUGAAACCCAGUUGAAGAGCCUUACACGUCAGAUGAAACGACUGAAGGACUAUGAGAAACUGUUUCCCGAGUCCGAAGAAAUGCAAGAGCUACUGGUAUCUUCGUACAUUGGCAUCAUCAAAUUCUGGGCGAGAGUUGAGGAGCAGUGCUCAACUUCAUCACUGCUUCUGGCUGGAAAAGCCCUCGCGUCUUUCAGCACCAAGCGGCUAGACGAGAUUCUGGCAGAGAUGUCAGAGGACUGUGACUGCAUUGGAAAGCUCGUUCCCAUCAUCCAGGAGCAUAUUCGUCGAGGAGAACAAGCCGAUGCUACAAUCGAGCGUCAGAGAGCUGGCAUUGUAUUGGAGCAAGUACUCAGAAACCAGGCGCAAGCACGUGAAGAAAACCGAAGAAGAGAAGUCCGUGAGUGGGUCACACGCCAUGACUCGCUGAACGUGAGCAACCACCGACUCCAGACACGACUACGCGAAAGGCAUCACACAGGCACAGGAGCUUGGCUUUCUCACAACAUCAAGUUCGUACGGUGGCUAAGACCAGAGUCCGGUUCCAAAGUUCUCUGGCUCGUUGGGGGAUCCGGAGUUGGCAAGUCCGUUCUAUGUGCGCACAUGAUUGAAAAUUUGAGGUCGCAAGAGCCAAACUCAUUGAUCGCAUUCCACUACUUCAGUUUCGACGAGCCUCAACAACCUCUGGAAAUCUAUCAAAACAUUGCCGAUCAACUGUGCUUCCAGUUAUAUGGUCCAAAUUCAAAAGAAGAGGUCUCAGAUCACAUCUCUGAAGCCAUCCAAGGGAUUCUCGAUGUACCGAGUCUGCAAAACCUGAUUAGAGUUUUGGUUUCAGAGUCAAAAUCAACUUACAUCUUUUUGGACGGCCUCGACGAGGAGUAUUCAGACAAAGGUCGAUUUUCAAGCGCAACCAAAGCGGUCUCGUUCUUCAAGAAAAUUGCGACACAAGACCUGUCAGGACUCAAGCUUUGGUGCAGUUCUCAAGAUCGCCGAAAGAUCAGGGACAUGUUCGACAACUCGGAAGUCAUUAAUUUGACUUCCGCUGACAAUGAUGGAGAUAUUGAGGCAUUCCUUAGUUCAAGUCUGAACUCAGAUGACUUCGAAGACGUAGAACUCAAGACAAAGGCGGAGCUUUUGACGCAUCUGCGGAUUCAGGUCCACGGUAACUUUCUGUGGGCAGCUAUGAUGGUAGAGUCAAUGGAGGUCGCAACUAGCACACGUGAAGUUUGGAACGCUAUUAGGAAAGGAUUACCUGAGGACUUUGAAAAGUUUUUGGAGAAGAGAGUACAGGCAUAUAAGCCAACUCAUCACACAUUCAUCAGCAAUGUGUUUUCCUGUAUCGUAUAUGCCAGGAGACCCUUGACCCUACCAGAGCUUUGCGAGGCUGUAGAGACUUCCAGCCUAAAUACCGGCGAGGAUAUGCAUCCGGACUGUCGGGUUUUCCGUGGCAAGCUUCUUGACAUAUGCGCCCCUCUGGUACGCAUUGAUACCAUUCCCGACAGCUCCUCGGAAAAAGAAGUUUGCACGCUUUCGCAUUCAUCAGUCAGGGUUUUUCUUAUGGACAACCCUUCGAUACUCGCGCGUCACAUAGCACCAGAUAUCAUGGCCUUGGGCUGCCUUCAAUACCUGCAGCAGCCCAGGCUAAGAUGCUUGAUGACAGAAACCGAAAGGUUACUGAAGACACAGACGAAUGAUUCUAGCAUGGGUCAAUAUCUGUUACAGUACGCCGCACAAUACUGGGACAGCCAUCUAGAUGAUCUUCCGUAUUCCCACCACCUGUGCCAAGUUGUAGAGAAAUUUGUCAAGUCUCACCAUUUUCGUUUGGUUCUCAAAGUCUUGGCUAUCAACGGGAGUCCCAAGCUGGUUCCGCCAGGUAUUGAAUUAAUGCGAGACAUCACCGCUAAGAAUCUUCCGCACUGGUUCAUUGAGCAGUAUCCCUCUGGACAGGCCCUUGAUGAACAACUGCGAUACGCCCUCAGAGAAUGGUUUAUACCUCUCAUGCUGGAGAACUUUCGGCUCAGCGAGUAUCCCGGCCAGAUCGAUCGAUGUCUGUGGUCUACUCUUCCGAGAAACAAUUUUCUUCACAGAGCGCCCUGCUCUUCCAAGGCCUUCAUUCUUGAGAAAUCGGACUUUGGAGGAUUAUAUGCCACUGAUUCGGUAUAUCAGCGAACCAAUUCACAGGGUACAGAAGUCGACGUUUUCAUCCUCAACCGCCACGAUGAGGAUGGCUCAGCAGCCUCUGUACUUUGUGAACGCUGGACCAUGUCUCCGGUUCCAAGGCGACCAAAGCUCAAACAUCAGAAGAAAAUACAGGUUCCAUCUGACUGCUUGAGGUUUUAUCCUUCCGAAGUGGGAAAUCAGAAUAAUACGAGAGUCAACGCGAUAGAAGGUACAGAAGAUGGUCGUCUCUUGCGGAUCGGUUCCCACAUUUGCCACUCUCCCCUCUCGGCUGAUUCCGAUCUGACACUGGCCAACGCGCCAGGGAACGCUAUGAACUACAUCGAGGAAAUUGCCAGCAAUGGACUGUAUUAUGCUGUCGCGACGCGUCGUCAGGGAAUUGAAGAUAGCUUUGCAGUCACGCCCCCAGAGUCCAAGUGCGUGGUAGAAAGGGAGACUCCACACAGUCACCACCGUCAAGCCAGCGGCAGAACAGAAUCCAAAGAGAGGUCUACUAGCAACUCUUCGCAGAGUGAAGCGUCCUCGAACAGCGCCUACUGCAAUGAGGAAGAGGAAGCCUUGAAUUCCUCCUCCGACGCGGAUCACGAAUCUCAUCUAUCUCGUUUGCUGUCUGACGACGACAUGGGGGAUUCCCCCCCUGAAAUAGAAGACUCAAAUGUCUCUUCACCCUCAUUGUCGGCCUGCGAAUCCUGGAGCGAGGGAUCCACGGAAGAUAUAUCUGACGAGAUAGACGAAGCUUUGAUAUGGGAUGGUCAAGACCCGAGCGACAACGGCCGAAGUGUCUGUGACGAAGUCGGCGACAGUACGCAAUCCUCCGCUUCGAGCGAGGAUGGUUACAACACAUCUCCAGGAUCCACUUCUUCCGAGAAAAGUAGUCGUCCAUCAAUCAGGAGUCAUAUCUCCUCUGUCAGAGACGUCUCUGCUAGAGACAGUCCUGGUGCGUCUGAUCGCACCGAUUCGUCGAGCGACUAUGAACCUUCAUGCAAUGAAUCCGAUAUUUUCGACAUCUUGGAAGACGUCAUGAAAACAAAGAUCAAGGAUUUCUUGGCCCCGGAACAGCCCAGAGACAAGCAACAAAGCCUGAUGGAAAUACGUAUCUUACCCUUUUCGCCAAAAGAUGUAAACGCCACGGGGCAGGUUUUCCGGUAUGCCUGCCAUUCCGACAGAAUCACUCUGUACGAUUCGCCGCCAGUAUUUCAUCCCACUGAAAAACUGGCAGUCUGGCCCCUCGGAAACGAAGAAGUUCUUUUUGCCGACUUUGGAAGGAACAAGUACUUCGUGCGUCGACUCCAAACACAAUACCAUACAGGUUGCCAAGUCUCCAUGCAGUGUCGCUUUUCAGCAUGUGGGCAAUAUCUGCAUGCUGCCUCUCUUGUAGGCACUGUUGCGGGAAACAAGACGCAUGGAGAGGCACUUUCUUUAACUCUCCACAUCUCGACUUGGAGACUAUCGUCCAGCAAGCCUACUCGGAGCCCUCCGAGGCUGGUUUAUCGCAUCGUUCGCCCCAUACCUGCGAUAUAUGCAAAGGAGUGGAAGUUGUCAUUAUCCAGUAUUCCAUACACUUUGAACUGGAUGGCCUCUUACGUUUUUGUCUCUUCCAGCUCUUUUAAGCUGCGGGUGUGCCGCGUUCCACUGUUCAAAAAGGUAGAGCAGAAUGGAGAGGCAUACAGUAGCAAAGCAGCAGUACUGACGGACGGCCUGGUGUGUAUCCCAUUGUCUGCCACAUCGAGGAAAAUAUUUUUCUUUGCCAACCCUGACGAGAAUCCACGCAAAUAUGACAGCAAAAAAGGAGGAAAUGUUCUGCAUACCAAUUCAAAACAAACGAAAAAAAGUGUGUCUGCUCAUGUUAUCUUAUCCGCUGUUAACAUGAUCGACGCUGGUGCUAGGAUAGGACUUGACAAAGUGUUGUUUUCGAAGGAAUCUAUUGAAAGUACACCCCCUCAAGUGCUGUACCUUGAUUUGGAGGCACUGGUUUGGGAAAACGACGAUAUGGAGUUUCAGUCCAAUUGGAAGUCUAAAAGUGGCAGGAUGGAUAUUAUAGAAUCCUCAAUCGCUGCCGCAAUGACCAGAGAUUAUGAGGAGCGUCAAGAGUUCAUGAAGGGCAACCAGGCAGGUAAAUAG